Molecule: messenger RNA, 1026 nt
Organism: Pistacia vera
Lineage: Eukaryota; Viridiplantae; Streptophyta; Magnoliopsida; Sapindales; Anacardiaceae
Product: transcription factor RAX2-like
Exons: 3
Coding region: 90-866 (258 amino acids)
Source: RefSeq, a predicted model, not a curated record
AUAUAUAUAUUUACUUCUCUUCUCCUUCUAUUGUACUAGUUUAAUAGUUCAGCACAAUUAAGCAACUUAUCAACACAGAGAUACUGAGGAUGGGAAGAGCUCCGUGUUGUGACAAAGCUAACGUGAAAAGAGGUCCAUGGUCUCCUGAAGAAGAUGCCAUUCUUAAGAAUUUCCUUGAGAAACAUGGCACUGGUGGCAACUGGAUUGCUUUGCCCCGUAAAGCAGGGCUUAGGCGCUGUGGGAAGAGUUGUCGUCUACGGUGGCUGAAUUAUUUGAGACCAGAUAUUAAGCAUGGUGGGUUUACCGACGAGGAAGACAACGCCAUAUGCACUCUUUACAGCACCAUAGGAAGCAGGUGGUCGGUUAUAGCUUCCCGACUACCAGGAAGAACAGACAAUGAUAUAAAAAACUACUGGAAUACCAAGUUGAAGAAAAAGCUUUUAGCAGCCAACAAUAAUAUAAUCCCUAACAAUUCCACACAAAUUUCUGCCUCAAUUCCCAAAGAUGAACCCUUUUAUUAUGCAAAUGCAAGUUCCUCUACAUUGCCAUAUGUGAUUGACACGACUUGGCAACAGCAACAUGUUGAGCUUCAGCAUCAAGGGAUUAGUCAAGUUCCUUUUCCAGGGCACAUGCAGGUUUCUGAUUACAGUUCCAUGUCAUCAGUUCAAGAAGCUUCAAGUCUUUCUAUUUCAGAAAGCAAUAUUUCUGCCGUCUCGUGGUCUGCCAAUGGAAAUGUUGAAGAAUUAGGAAUUAAUCUACUCAACUUUGGCUUCGAUUCCUCUUAUCAAUUUCUAAAUGAGUUUGGUUUUGAGACACCAACUAGUCAUGAAGUUGCUCAAGAUUUAGGUAAUUAUCCCUUAAUCUAGAAGUUUAGCCGUCUAACAUUUUACUAAUUAAAGCACUAAUGCACAAUAUUAUAAGUAGUGUUUAUUUUACCUUAUGGUUUCUGUUAUGGUUGUAAAUAUAAAUUGUUCAAUGUAUAAAUCGAAUGAAAUUAGGACUUAUAUAAGUAGAAAUAAUUAUUUA